AUGGCACGCACCAUCCGGAGCAAUGCGCUCGAGAAGCUUGCCCGCCUGUCCGCGCAGUCGGCGUCUGCGGAUAUUACGCAUUCGGACUUUGCGAGGCUGUUCAAGAGAUGCUCGGCUUCAAGCUCCAUGAAACUGCAAGAGCUAGAGGCAAUCCUCGCUCUAUGCAAGUCAGCACCCUACAUCGAGUCAGUUGACGUCGCCGAGAAGCUGCUCACACGCCUUUCCCCAUACCUCGCCGCAUCGCACACGCAAACGCUUGCGCCCUCGCCCAGCCUUCGCACUUUCGAGCCCGCGCCAUACGAAAUCCUCACCUACAACCUCACAUGUGCCGUCCUCUCGCUCGGCCUUCGACACGAUCAGCUGCGCAUCCAGGCUGCCAAUGCACUCAGGAGUUACCUCGCCGGCUGGGUCUCAGCAGCUGCAGAGCUCUCGGAAGAACAAUUUGUCGACGAUGGAGCCGAUGACUAUGCGGCAGAUGGAGAGUUGGCGCGCGUCAUGACGCACAGUCUGUCGCUGCUGGGCUUCUUGGGUGCUGCUGCUGAGCAUGCCCAUUUCUGGAAUGCGUACGACAGACUCCAGCUCGUCCAAGAUGUGCGAACAGCAUUGACGGAGAACUUUCUCAUUGCAUUCGAAACAGUGCUGUCCAUUGUGCGUAAUGCGCGCUCCCACCAGCAUGGACUGAGGGAGUGGAAGCGGUACACAAAGCAUUACGCUGCUACUGGACGACCACUUGGUGCUAUGAUCCUGCACGAUUCCUUUCUCAAGGUCGUGCUGGCUUCGGCUUCGUUGCUUGUUGGGAGCAGCCCACACCUUGCAUCACAGACGUCUGUUCUGGAUCAUUUACAGACUGCGCUCCACAGCAAGAACCAUCAGGUUCUUAGAGAUGCAGCCGAGAACUCUCUGGCUGAGGGAUUGGCGAAGAUCGCAGGAGAGGAAAUGGAGCGUCUGGAGAAUGAUAUGGACUACCUACAACGUGUAGGAUCUGCUUGGCAGCAGCAACAAGCAUCUUCGGUUAAGGCAAAGGUACUCGUCACGUACCUCUGCUGUACCAUCUACGACGGUGAUACAGAGAUUACGGAUGCGGAGGUCUUGACCGCCUGGCUCGACAACGUACUCAACGACCCUGCACAGAGCGCGGAUCAUGAGUUGGCUUCUACAGUGCUGAAGUCUAUGGCCAUCCUCUCCAAAGUCUCGCCGCAGUUGGCGUCUACCCUGGGACGAUCGCUUCCUCGAGUCAUUGUUCAAGCCAACUUCGAUCAUCGAACAACAUCCGUUGCAGCCGAGUCGCUCGCUGCGGUUCUCAGCCUUCUUCCUCAGGAUGCCAUCAUUACGACGCUUUACAGCCUAGGCAAUGUCAUUAGCGGCGCUCCUAAGCCUGACCGAAACCCAUCUUCAUCUCCUACAUUGAACGGCGCUGGGAAGUCUGCACGGACAGGUGGCGUUUACAACAACCAGAAUGGCAGUACCAUUUCACUCACACCGAGCGAUGUUGAUGACCCGCACCAUGUACACACGACUGUCAUCGAGACUAUUGUGUCUGUCGCACGGAACUGUAAAGAUCCCAAGAUCACGGCACUGGCACUGUCGAUGCUUGUCCAAAAGGUUGGCCGUUCUGGCAAGGUUGUGGAUGCAAAGAUCAUAACCGAUUCGGCUUUCUUGGGGGUUCACAGCCCGCCUGGCGAGUUCAGAUCCUUACUCAAGGUCUACACAAAGCUUUCGCAUGAUGCGCUGGUCUCAGACGACGGGGCUACACUUGAAGCUGUCAUGGCUGCUCGUCUCAAUCUUUCCCGGGAAAUUUCUGCUGAUGAGCCUACCUUUGAGAUCUAUCUUACACACCUGCUAGAUACGAUCGUUAGCAAAGGAGAUGCCCAAGAGACAUCGCAUCGCCACUUAAGAGACACUGAGCUUGCAGCUCAAGAGAUUGCGCAAUUGCUAAAGCCCCUCGCGCUUUUGCUUGAAAGAAACGCAGAACGAGCCGAAUUUUCAGAGCUGGAUGACUCCAUUAUCAGUCUUCAGCGUGAUGCUUGGUUCAACAUCGUCGUUCAUGGCUUCGAUCUGCUAUCUGAUCUCGGGAAACAACAUAGGGAAGAAUUGCGCACUCUUGCGCGAUUCAGUAAGCCUCUCAUAGCUGAGGAGCGACCAUUCCUUUCCGAAAGUGACAUCGAACUCAACACGGUGCUGCGUCGCGGCAAGUCGCCUGAACAUACGGUCGAGCAAAAGAAGCGGCUUGGGAAAUUACUUCCAUCGUGCGAGCCUGAUACCAAGUCGUUGAGCUAUCAGGAAGCAGUCUUCUUGAGCACUGCGUAUCUGGUCGAAGACCUACGCGCAAGUACAGGUGACUGCACCAAGGCGCUUGCCUACUUCCUCGAUCCAAAGCUGCGAACUGGUGCAGUGGGAAACUGUAUGGCUGCCAUCACAACAACUGCUGUUCGAACCUAUCUGGCAAAAACCUUAUCAGGCCAAUCACAUACAUUCUCAACUCCAUACCUGGCGCGCCAGCUAGCCACAGUGUUUUCUGCAUGCUGUCAUCGCAUUGCUCGCGUUCAGCAGGCAGCAGCUACCUGCGCAGAUAUCAUCAUCCGCGAAGUACCAUCCACUCUCUGUCAGAAAAGCGCUCUGUUCGCUCUGUUAGAGCUUCUUUCAAUGAUGUGGUACAGCUGCCUUGAAGGCGAGACUGACGACUAUGCCUGGAAGUCAACCUUUACAUCAAAGAGAUCCAAUAUCGUAGUGGAGCUAUCAGACGACUACGCUUUCCGAAGAGCGACUCUCGAUGCGUUACAUAAGCGUGCAACAGUAUGGGUGAAAGGAGCACUCGACAUUGCCCCACUUGACGUGAAAGGGCUCCUUCAGUCGUAUCUUUCCGAAUUUGAUGAUGAGAUGACUUUCGGCCAUAUCUCGCUAGGACGAUCUUUUGCCUUGGAGAUGGGAUCUGUUAUUCCAUCAACCGACCAACGCCUUGGUGCUAUCGAACGCCAAGGCAUCAACAUCAACACCGCAUCAGACUUCAUCACCCAAUACACGACGAGGCAGGAGUACAAGUUUCUUGAGGGCGUUGCCGAUCAAGAAGAGGAAUGGCUACAGGGCGCAACCCCUUCUGCGCGAAAGUCAACUUACCUCUCACGAAGCUUGCAUGAAGCGACGAAUCUUCUAGUUGACUUAGAGAACCGCACCCUCAACCACAAACACGUCACUAUUGCUGAGCUUCGCGACAUAUUGCGCAGGGCAGCCGCGCUUCUGUGCAGAGUUAAGACGGACCAGUCGCCUAUCGUUCAGCACCUGGUCGGAAUUCCAUUCGCGGUCUUCUCAAAGCAGUCCAUCAAGCUUGGUAUCUCACUGUGGACAAGCGUGGCUAAAGAGAACCCGCGUAUGGAAUCUCGUAUCCUCGUCGCCAUUGCGGAAAACUGGGAAAACACGGUACGGAAACGUCGUGGUAUCUUCAGUCCUGCACUGAGACACGAAGAUCCUUUCUACGGGAAGCAAGAGUUUGCUGCAACAGACAAAGAAGCACUAUCGAAACGCCAACAGCAUAUUUACAACCUGAUUGCGCCUCACUUCCGCCUGCUGCAGUUCUUGUCUAGCCACUUCAGCGCUUCGCGGUUGAGCAGAGCGGAUGUCGAGCGUGUUUACGUCCGAUUGAUACAUAUUACGCUCGAUGCAAUGAGCACUGGCUGUUCGCAGCCGCUUGCUCGCGAGUCUUACUUCCAUAUUGUUCUGCUUGGACUGCGUAUUGCGCGUCAUUGUACCACUUUGUCAGCAACAAUUAGGUGGCGGUUGACCGACCGCAUAUUGACUGCUGCUCUAGCAUGGUUCGCAAAAGCUCCACAAUGGUCUUUUGGAGGCAACCGACUGCAGAUCAAGGCUGAGACGCAUGUUCUCGCAGACGUGUUGGCGCAGCUUGACGUUAUCGGAAAGGUCACAACUGCAAUUGAGGUUAGCGCAAAAUUGAAGGCGAAGCAAGACCUCCUGUCUAUACUGCUCUCGAACGAGCAGACUCGCCUCAUGGUGUGGCUAUUCCCUCUUGAUUACGGCAAAAAGCAUCAUUUUACCUCUGGACGCCACAACAAUACGCUUCCUGAUAAUGCUGUUUCCGCUCAUUUAAAGACGGCUUGGACUGAGAAUCCUGUGAUCGCCUGUCAUCUCCUUAAGCGCUUCCAAUCUCAGCGCCUUAACAACGAGACUCGCUGGCAGGUACUGAACUUCCCGCACAAGUUGUUGGAUGAACCAGAUGCUCUUGAGAUUCUCCUGGGAAACCUUUUACCAAGUGAUGUAUCAUUCCAGCUCAAGUACAUGCUCUACUGGAAGCCUGUCAAUCCUAUUACAGCCGUCACGUACUUCCUUCCAGCGUACGGCAACCAUCCUUUCAUCAUCCAGUAUGCGAUGAGAGCACUAGAGAGCCACUCAGUCGACGUCAUGUUCUUCUAUGUCUAUCAGAUCGUACAGACGCUUCGAUACGACGUCCUAGGCUACGUGGAGCGGUAUAUCAUUGAGACAGCCAAAUUCUCGCAGCUGUUUGCUCAUCAAAUCAUCUGGAACAUGAAGGCAAACGCGUACAAGGAUGAAGCUUCUGAGGUACCUGAUCCCGUCAAACCCACACUCGAUAAAGUGAUGGGUAGUUUGGAGUCCAGUUUCUCCAAGGAAGACCAUGCCUUCUACGAGCGCGAGUUUGCCUUCUUCAACGAGGUCACGGGUAUUUCUGGUACUCUACGCUCUGUCUUACAUGAACCCAAAGAAGUCAAGAAGCAGAAGAUCGAAGAAGAACUUCGCAAGAUCCAAGUGGAGGUCGGUGUCUAUCUACCGUCCAACCCCGAUGGUCAAGUCAUUGGUAUCGAUCGCAAGUCUGGAAAGCCGCUACAGAGUCACGCAAAGACACCUUUCAUGGCUACGUUCCGUAUCAGGAAGACUAGGCCCGAUGAUCAAGGUCUGGAAGAUCAGGAAGACGAGAACCGCGAUAUCACGCAGAAGCGCGACAACAGCUACGAAACAUGGCUCUCUGCGAUUUUCAAAGUUGGAGACGACUGUCGACAAGACGUGCUUGCGCUACAGAUGAUCGCCGCCUUUCGAGGCAUCUUCAACACCGUGGGUCUUGACGUCUGGGUCUUCCCCUACCGCGUUACAGCGACAGCGCCAGGCUGCGGAGUCAUCGAUGUACUCCCCAACUCCAUCUCGCGUGACAUGCUCGGUCGUGAAGCUGUGAACCGACUCGACGAUUACUUCGUAUCACGUUACGGCAAUGAAGACUCAAUCCGCUACCAAGAAGCGCGAUCCAACUUUGUAAAGUCAAUGGCUGCCUACUCAGUCAUCAGCUUCCUCCUCCAAUUCAAAGAUCGCCACAACGGCAACAUCAUGAUCGACGAUGCCGGCCACAUCAUCCACAUUGACUUUGGUUUCUGCUUUGACAUCGCACCUGGCGGUAUAAAAUUCGAACGCGCACCCUUCAAACUCACAGCCGAAAUGAUCGCUGUCAUGUCUGGCAAGAACUCCGCAAACCCGUACCAAUCGCAAGCGUACCGUUGGUUCGAGGAACUUACUGUUAAAGCUUUCCUUGCUAGUAGACAGCACUAUGGCAUCAAAGCCGUAGAUUGGUUCGGUAUCUUCACCUUCCUCGGCUUCACACUCAUGAUCCUGUUGGGUCUGGAUUUCGGUGGCGUCCUGUUUCCAUGGAACUCUGCAAAAGUUAUCGCACUACUCGUAGUAGGUGGAGUUAUGAUCUUUGCAUUCAUUUACAGCGAGGCAAAAGUGGCAAAGUAUCCUUUGAUUCCUAUGACAUUAUUCCGUCGAGGGACAAACGUCGCCGCUUUCCUCGUUGUAUUCUUCCACGGGUUCGUCUUCAUCGCAGGCGAAUACUAUCUACCGCUGUUUUUCCAGGCCGUCCUUGAAGCUUCACCUUUGAGAUCUGGACUGCUUCUCCUCCCUUUCAUUGUCACGGGUGCAAUCGCAGGAGUCUUCUGCGGCCUCGUCAUGCAUAAGACGGGUCACUUUUGCGAGAUAAUUUGGGUGGGUACCUUACUCCUUACCAUUGGUUUUGGCCUCUUCAUCUCCUUCGACGCAUACACAUCAACGGGCAAAGCAGUCGGCCUUGUUAUAGUCGGUGGCUUGGGAUCCGGUAUCUUGUUCGAGGCGCCCAUGAUUGCUAUUCAAAGUCAGGUUGAACAGCACGAUGUGGCAAGUGCUACUGCAACUCUAUCAUUUAUUCGCAACAUCGGCGUCUCGAUAUCUACCAUCAUCGGCGGCACCAUCUUCCAGAACUCGAUGAACAACCGCGCUUCUUUUCUUCGAGACGCCGGGCUGCCGCAGGAUCUUUUGAGUCAGCUUGAUGGCGAUAGCGCGAUGGCCAAUGUCAUGCUUCCUGCUACAUUUGAGAACUCAGCAUGGGAGGUUGCCGCGAAAGAAGCUUUUGCGUAUGCGAUGCGAAAUAUGUGGAUCACGUAUACAGUUUUUGCGUUCUUAAGUUUUGCAGCGAGUUUAUUUAUCAAGUCGGCAGUAUUAGGGACAGAUCAUGUAGAAACUGUCACCGGAUUGAAGAAGGAGAAAGUUGCGGCCAGAGUGGAGACGGAUAGUUCCUAA
Messenger RNA from Alternaria atra, 6564 nucleotides. RefSeq lists its product as uncharacterized. The transcript is spliced from 5 exons. Gene Ontology annotation, cellular component: cytoplasm; plasma membrane. Gene Ontology annotation, molecular function: transmembrane transporter activity; 1-phosphatidylinositol 4-kinase activity. The record is from RefSeq and is a predicted model, not a curated record. NCBI's taxonomy places the organism in Eukaryota, Fungi, Ascomycota, Dothideomycetes, Pleosporales, Pleosporaceae. The coding region runs from base 1 to 6564 and encodes 2187 amino acids. Gene Ontology annotation, biological process: phosphatidylinositol-mediated signaling; transmembrane transport; phosphatidylinositol phosphate biosynthetic process.